Astyanax mexicanus (Mexican tetra) is the source of this 7208-nucleotide messenger RNA. RefSeq names its product exocyst complex component 6B (gene exoc6b). Gene Ontology annotation, cellular component: exocyst; membrane. The coding region runs from base 142 to 2469 and encodes 775 amino acids. The record is from RefSeq and is a predicted model, not a curated record. Lineage: Eukaryota; Metazoa; Chordata; Actinopteri; Characiformes; Acestrorhamphidae. The transcript has 23 exons. Gene Ontology annotation, biological process: exocytosis; intracellular protein transport; Golgi to plasma membrane transport.
UCUGUUUGUGUAUCUACUACAGAGUUCUCCUAAAUUCGCCCAACUUAAUACCGGAAGUAGUAGGUGUUUUUUUUCCUGCGGGGCUGUGUGUGUGUGUGUGUGUGUUGGUUCAGGUGACGCAGCUGAGCGCCGUUAGUGAAGAUGGCGAGCGCAGAGAUCGCGGCGGAGCACGAGAGGAUCCAGCGGGAGAUCGAGAGCACAGACACCAACUGUAUCGGUCCAACACUCCGAUCAGUUUACGAUGGACAAGAACAUGGACUCUUCAUGGACAAGCUGGAGGGACGGAUUCGGAACCAUGACCGUGAGAUUGAGAAGAUGUGCAACCAUCACUUCCAGGGCUUUGUGGACUCAAUCACAGAGCUUCUCAAAGUUCGUGGAGAGGCCCAGAAACUCAAGGGUCAGGUAACAGAGACCAAUCAGAAGUUGCAGAGUGAUGGCAAGGAGCUCCUGACGUCAAUGGAUGAGUUGAGGCAGUGUCGUUUGCAGCAGAGGAACAUCGCCACCACCAUUGACAAACUCACGCACUGCCUACCAGUGUUAGAAAUGUACAGCAGACUACAGGAACAGAUGAGGGCCAAAAGAUACUACCCAGCUUUGUGCACGCUGGAACAGCUGGAGCAGAGCUGCCUGCCAAAGGCGGGGGGCUACCGGUUCUGUGCCAUCAUGGCAGAGAACAUCCCGGUCCUCCGCACACACAUCAGAGACGUUUCCAUGUCAGACCUCAAAGACUUCUUGGAGAGCAUACGCAAACAUUCAGACAAGAUCGGAGAAACGGCCAUGAAGCAGGCACAGGUGCAAAGCUCACGCGACAGUGACAUCACACACCAACAGCGGACAGGCAGUGGAAAGCGGUUGCGGAGGGAGGUGGGAUCAGGCACAAUGGUGGAGAGCUCAGGUGGCAGUCCAAAUUCGGAGCAGGAUUCAGGAAUACUUGAUGUAGAGGAUGAGGAAGAUGAUGAGGUGCCGGGUGCUCAUGACUUGGUGGACUUCUCUCCAGUGUAUCGUUGUCUGCACAUCUACACUGUACUGGGUUCCCGGGAUACGUUUGAGAGCUACUACAGGAAGCAGAGGAGGAAACAAGCUCGACUAGUGUUGCAGCCGCAUUCUAACAUGCAUGAAACACUAGAGGGAUACAGGCGGUACUUCAAUCAAAUUGUAGGUUUCUUUGUAGUGGAGGACCACAUCCUACAUACGACACAGGGGCUGGUGAACAGAGCGUAUGUGGAGGAAUUAUGGGAAGUGGCUCUUUCAAAGACCAUCGCAGCACUACGUACUCACUCAUCCUACUGCACUGAUCCUGACCUAAUCCUGGAUCUGAAGAACCUCAUCGUUCUGUUUGCAGACACACUGCAGGGUUAUGGGUUUCCAGUGAACCAGCUGUUUGACAUGCUGCUUGAGAUGAGGGAUCAGUAUGGAGAGAUUCUUCUGAAGAAGUGGAAUCUGUCCUUCAGACAAAUCAUUGAUCAAGACAAUUACAGUCCUAUCCCCGUGUCAACAGAAGAGGAAUAUCGGCGGAUUUCCGGCCAGUUCCCUUUUCAGGACCCAGAAUUGGAGAAGAUGUCUUUUCCGAAGAAGCUUCCAUUCUCUGAAUUCGUACCCAAAGUUUAUUCCCAACUCAAGGAGUUUAUCUACGCCUGCCUCAAAUACUCCGAGGACCUGCACCUUAGUUCUACAGAAAUAGACGACAUGAUCCGAAAGUCGACUAACCUGCUGCUAACGAGAACCCUCAGUCACUGCUUGCAGUACGCCAUCAAGAAGAAGAAUGUGGGAUUGGCAGAGCUGGUUCAGAUCAUCAUAAAUACAACUCACCUGGAGAUGUCCUGCCACUACCUGGAAGAGUUCAUCUCCAACAUUACCAACGUGCCUCCAGACGGAGUUAAUGCCACCAAGCUCUAUGGCACCUCCACCUUUAAGGAUGCAAGGCAUUCAGCAGAAGAAGAGAUCUACACUAACCUGAAUCUAAAGAUUGAUCAGUUCCUGCAGCUGGCUGAUUACGACUGGAUGGCGGCCCAGGGUGGAGGACAGGCCAGUGACUACCUGAGUGACCUCAUUGCUUUCCUCUGCAGCACCUUUUCAGUGUUCACACACCUUCCAGGCAGUCCCAUAGAGCACGCCAGACUGCCGGGAAAAGUUGCUCAAACAGCUUGUAUGUCUGCUUGUAAACACCUCUCCACCUCCUUGCUACAGCUGCUGCUGGAGGCUGAUGUCAGGCAGGUAUCAAUGGGAGCGCUGCAGCAGUUCAACGUGGAUGUCAAAGAGUGUGAGAGGUUUGCCAGGGCCGGCCCGGUGCCUGGCUUCCAGGGGGACACUCUGCUGCUCGCCUUCAUCGACUUGAGACAACUGUUGGAUCUUUUUACUCAGUGGGACUGGUCUACGUAUCUUGCUGAUUAUGGACGGCCUACCUGCAAGUACCUGAGGGUUAAUCCACACACUGCUCUCGCCCUUCUGGAGAAGAUUUCUCGGGCGUGAGUACUCUGCUCUCUGCAUGCUGUGUGUUUGUGUGAGAAAUAGACGGGGACUCGUGUCAGCAAGCUGCAUGUUAACAGGCUACUGAUUCCAUUUGAACUCUUUAAGAUACUUGAUCUUAAACAGCUCCUGACCUAGUGUGACUUAGAUCUUGCAUUUAACUGACCUGCCUCAGAUCCUUAAAACAGCUUUUGACUCGUAACUUGACUUGGACUGACUCUUAAAUGGCUUGCAGCUUCAGUCAAACUUAGGACUCACAUUUAACUGACUCAAACUGAACUUCUCAAUGAAAUGAAAGUGUGUUUGCUUUAGGGGUGUAAUGGUACAUGAAAGUGAUGGUUUAGUGGUUUAGUCAGUUUAAACACUGAAGAAUUGACAGCAUCUGAACUUCCUAUUUAGUUCACGUAUGGUACAAUGAGAAAAAUAACAACAAUAGAAGACAAUAAAGGUUCAUUUUAAUAAUAUUUGAACAGACAGGUAUUCAAGUUUGUUACAUAGCGGUGCCAUAUAGCGGUGGUUAAAGUAGUCUGUGAUGUGGUAACAUUUGAGUAUUUGUUGUGUUUUCACAGACACACACACCUAAUUUAGUCCAUCAUGAUAGUAACUGAACACCAUGACAUACAGUGUGAACAGUGAGAGAUAAAGACUAAAGAGAGCUAAAAUGACAAUCAUCACUAUAGUUCCUUUAUCUGAAACGUAUUAUUCUCACUAUAAGGCGUACCCGAUUUUAAGGUGCAUUAUGCACCACUAGUAAGGAACAGGGGCAUGGCCAUGUUUUCCUUCUAAUUUAGCAGGUCUUGUCGCUGGGUGUCGAGACCUGGAAAUCUAAGUUAAGUAAACAAAACUGUAAUUCUUAAACAUUUUCUUCAGUCAAACGAACACUGCAAGUUAAUCUACACAGAUUUCUCUUCUGAAAACUGUUUAUUUGGGUGAUUUAGAUUUCCAGAUUUCCACUAAGACUGGGUGCAUUGGCAUUUACAGCUAACCGCUAAGGCUAGCCGCAGUUAGCGGCAAAUGCCGCCCAACAGCCCUACGUGAGGAACCCUGUGUGUUCUGGUAAAGCAGGGCGAUAUUAGCUAGCGGUUUGUCCCACAUAGCUUUUUUUAACAGGUGAACGCGCAGGCUACAGUCCAAUAUACUCGCCUCUGGACAGCAAAGUGUUUGUCCAACGAAGCUAGUGCUUAUUGCAGUUAGCGACUAAUGCUAAAACUGCUCUGGCAGUGCUAGCCGAGGUUAGUAGCAGGGUACAGGCCAAUAAUACUCGCCACUGAAGGGCGAAAGAGCUAGCGCGUAGUGUGGUUAGCGGCUAAUGCUAAUGCUACUCCAGUCUCGGUGCUGGAGGACUAAACUGAACGCUGCUCUUCAGCGGAGUGGCUUUACUGUUUCUUACAAUCUGAUUUAUGCAUAAGGCACUCCGGAUUAUAAAAAUACUGUAUUUGUACUCUGUUCUAAUCCUGACUGUGUGCACUGAACUUUGACCCCUGUUCCAUGACUCUACAAUACUCAUAUACAAAUACUUGUACCGUUACGCCCUUAGCUUGUACGCAUGGUAAUUCAGUUAUGUGAAGUUUGUUGGAUAUGUUUAUUGUUUGGUACUUUCUUUGGUACUGUAAUGAUACUGUAUCCUAUAUUGUAGAGUAUGCAGUAAUAACUCCCCAGUCCUUUUACCACCUUUCUGUUUAAAGGUUGCACUUUUUCUGUUCCCUGCGGUACACACACACACACACACACACACACACACACACACACGCACACACACGCACACACACGCACACACACGCACACACACGCACACACACGCACACACAUGCGCACACACACAAUCCAGCCUGAUCCCAUUUGAGCUGCACUUACCCCAGCCUUACCCUCUCUGUCCUGGAGGCUCAGUGAAAUUGAUCCGUAUAACUAAAGCUUUACAAACCAAACCGAGUGUCUCCGGUUCUGGAGAGCAGAGAAGAUUUGCAGGUGAACUUGUCUAACUUAAAGAAUGGAUUGGUGAAGAUUAGGCCCAUCAAAGUGGUAAUUUAUAUGUUAGUAAGAUAUAUUUUCUCAGAAAUAAUUAUAUAGUGUAACACCCUUUAAAAAAGCAGCAAACAUUCAAGUAUUGAGAAUAUUCAGACAUUGGAUUUGGAAUGUAGAUGGUUUUGAAUAUCCUAUUAAUUGAACAUCAAAAAAAUGAAACUAUUGACAUUUUCUCUGAUUCACAUCAAUAGGAUCUCCUCGUUCAGAAAUGCAUAAUGGCCAAUAAUGAAGUUUGCUAAAAUUAACAUACAGUACCAUUUAAAAGAGACUAUGAAGGAACACAUAAGGACUCGUGUAGUAGCUUAAAAGAGUUAAACAAACCAAAAUACUCUGUUACGCUGUUAUCCUGCGCAUUCUGAGGCUGGUAACUCUGAUGAACUUAUCCCGUGCAAGAGAGGUAACUCUUGGUCUUCCUUUCCUGGGGCGGUACUGAUGAGAGCCAGUUUCAUCAGAUCGUUUUUGAUGGUAUUUGCGACUGAACUGAAUUUUUUUCAGUUUGACUGACCUUUACUUAGUGGAGUAGAUCUUGCCAUAGUAUGGAUUAGAACAUUACUCAAAUAGAGCUAUUCACUGUAUACCAACUCUACCUCUUCAAAACUGAUGCUCUUAAACACAUUAAGAGGCAAGAAAUUCAAGUAAUUAAUAACUCUUGACAAGUUCAGCACAGCUGUUAACUGAAAGCUGAUCAUUCCAGGUGACUCUACCUCAUAAAGCUGACUAAGAAAAAGUCCCGCUGAGAUGUGCAAAGCUCCCAUCUAAACAAGCUCUGUACGUUUUUCUUCAUAAUUUGGAUGACUUUAGUAUUAAUCUACAAAUGCAGAACAUUUUAAAAUAAUACAAAAAAAGUACUGAAUUUAAGGUGUGUCUAAACCGAUACUGUAUCUACAUAAUUACUGUAACAGUGAGGAUUAUAUAGUCUUAAACAGAUACUCAUGUCAGCUCUCUCACUUUUUUUUUUUUAUAGCGGUCUCAGAUACACAUCUAGUUUCCUUUCUCUUUAUCCCUGUAUGGAAAAACACACACACACAUGCACAUGGCUACACACACUCAGAAGCAAACAUCCAGUGCUAGGUGAUACUGAUGGCUAUCACUGCGGUGAUAAGUGUCGGCUGGCUGUGAUCAUCAGACGGUUUCUGUGGCUACAAAUACACUGUUACGUGUCUGUGGUGAUGGCUAUCUAAUCUAAUAACCCACAGCAUCAGUGCAGGAGAUAAGUGAUGUGUGUGAAUAGAGGGACAUAGCUAUUGGGUAGAAAAGAUAACGAUUUGUUAUGAAACGUAACACUAUUUAAAUAAAGGCCACUGAACUGCACAGGUCAUGAGACCAGAGAUUAUAAUGAAUACUUGUGUGUGUGUGUGUGUAUAUAUAUAUAUAUAUAGACUGUCCAGAUCACUGUUAGUCUUUUAACAUUUUAAUAUACAGCCACAGAUUAUAGAGCUAUUCUAGCUAACUUUAUGGCCGUAGCUAUUUGCUGACUAAAGUGUAGACUAAUAAAACCAAUGAAACUAUAAAAAAAAUAAAACAAAACAAUAAAUCACAAUAAUAAGACUAAAAAACUACUAUGCAAUAUUUGUAGCAUACAUCCUUUAUUAAUAAGAAGUAAACUUUAUAGUAUAGUAAAAAUCUCAUUAAGGGGUAGAAUCAACUUAUCUGAUCAACUGUGGGUUGUAGGUUAUUUUACCACAGAUAGCCAUGCAGCAUCAUAAGGAGAUAGAUAGGAGAUAAUAGAGUCAAUUUUGCUAAAUUAUUAGGGGAAAUUGAUGUAAUAUUAAUUGCAUUUGACUUUUUCAGUUAAGCUGAGUUAUAGCCAUGGAUGUGGGUAUAUUGCAAUAUGGAUUAAAUUAUUUAGAUACUCAGACAUCUGUAAUAAUGGAAAUAAUCAAAUAUUUUACAAUUUUAAGAACUUUGACUAAAUGCAGAACAGAAUAUUGGCGGACAAAUUGUUAAUGUAUUACAUUACAUUAACAUUACAUUUACAUUUUUUUCCCUUCUCCUAAAAAGUUGCUAUUUUGCAGAUUCAACACAUUUGUAUUACAACAACAAUAUACUUAAAAAAAAAAAGUAUAAUCACUAAAUCUAACAAAAAGCAGUUUAAACAGAUUUACACAAUAUAAACAUGUCUACGCUUCUUUGCUUUUAUAUUCUAUCUAAAAUAUAUUUUAGAAACACUUAAAAAAAAAAGUUAACAUUACUUAACAGCACUUUUUCACACAUUGUCUCAACUAAACAGCCGUCAUCUCACGCCUCGACUACUGCAAUGCCCUGCUAACUGGCCUCCCGGCCUGCGUAGUAAAACCACUCCAAAUGAUCCAGAACGCAGCAGCACGUCUGGUCUUCAACCAACCAAAACGGGCACAUGUCACCCCGCUGCUCAUUGAGCUCCACUGGCUACCAGUUGAUGCUCGCAUCAAAUUCAAAACUCUUACAAUCGCCUACAAGGUGAUGACAGAACAGGCUCCUUCCUACCUGCACUCGCUCCUGAAGGCUUACGCUACCUCCCGGCCGCUGCGCUCCUCCAAUGAACAUCGCCUCGCUUCACGAAACAAACAUUCACACAAAGCAAUCCAGACUGUUCUCAUACAGAGUUCCCCAAUGGUGGAACAAACUACCUUCCACUACCAGAUCAGGAGAAUCUCUCGCUAUCUUUAAUAAACUCCUGAAGACAGAGCUCUUCAAAGAGCACUUACUCUCUUAACACCUCUAACAAACUAACUACUUCU